UAAUUUUUGCAAACGGGCCGCAUCUCUCCUGUGCGGGCCAACCAAGACGCAGAAACAGCCACCCGGCACACAGACUUUCAUGAAUUUAUAUAAAGGACGUUUCACUGUGUCAUAUGCAAAUAGAUGGGCGCUUUUGUUAGGCCCGCCCGCGCUCUCCGAUGAAACCCUUUUUGUGCCCAGUGCUCGUCAUUACGCUCAUAACUUCAAGUAUUAGAUAACUCUUACGAUGUAGUAUAGAUACACAAGACAGUCAUUACAACCGGAACUGUGCAGCGCGCACAUUUGGUGCUGAUUGCUGGACAAAACUCGGCCUAGAGCCGGGGCUUGGAGAAGGACUAAUCUUAACUUCUAAAUGUCGAAUCCGGACAUCCUCAGAUAGCAGCUGAGGUCUGCAGGGAGGCACUGGAAAUGGCGUUCAAGACCAACAAAUCGAGCCUCUUCGAGGCUGGCGCAUGCCAGAUGCUGCUAGAAGACGAUAGACUGGGCAUGUCCGCUGUGGCCCAAAAGGUCAUGCGCGUGCGCAGCGGCUCCGUGAGCGGGCUGGCGUCACCCGGACUCGCCAUCUCCUCUCCUGGACUGCUGCCGCACGCCUCGGCAAGCGGCCUCGUGCCCACCGCGGCGCCGCCCAGCGGCCUACGGCGGGACAUGUCACCCGCCCGACCGCUCAUGCGUCACAGCAUCUCCGGCAUCGCCUCCACCCCCAGCCCCAGCCGUCCCGGCGGGCUGACAGCCUACAGCAGCUACAGCAAGGAGGAUGCUCUUUCAGCAGCAGCCGCAGCCGCAGCAGCAACCGUGUCAUCUGCGAACGCUCCCCCAUCCGCCCUGCUGGGACCCACGUAUUCCGCACCGGUACCAGCAGGUACAACCACGGCGUCCGGGGCGCCGGGCUCGCCGCUGCCCCCGCGCCAGACGGCCUUCCGCACCGCGCAGGCGAUGUCGGGGCGGCUGCCCGACGUGAUGGCGGAGAGCGCUUCCGCUGCAGGCCUGGCGCUUGGCGGCUGCGAGCAGCAGGUGCGCCCGGCAGCUCCUCUCAGCGCCUCCCCGGGGCGGCCGCUGAUGUCGACUUCACGCGGCGCGUCCUUCAUCCUGCCGCCGCCCGCCGCCUCUGUGCCCACCCCCACUGCCCCGCUCUGUAAUGGCAUCGGCGGGGCCGGCCGGCCAACACCGUCUGGGUCCAUGCACCGCACCAGCGCUAGCGGCGCCUUCGGCAGCGCCGCCGCUGCCAGCGCCAGCCUUGGCAACCCAGCUGCCAGUCUGUGCGGUGGAGGCGGCGGCAGUGUCGGCAACAGCGGCCCAAACUCGCCCAUGCUGCGCGGCACUCCGAGCGUGCUGCGCUCGCGCCUGUCUGCGGUGUCUGAGGGAGCGCUGCUGGCCGCGCGGCGCAACGUCGGACAGGCGGGGCGCAUUGCGGCUCUGGAAGCGGAGGUGGAUGCGGAGCACAGCAGCAGCGAUGAUGGUGCCGGCAGCGACGCCGAUGACUUGGGGGACGGACCCCUCGACGGACUUGUCAUUGAGCCGGUUCGCGCGCCCGGUCCGUCCGUGCCGCCAGCUGGGAUGCAGCCGGCGCUUUCGGUGCGGCGGGCGCUGCUUGGGUCCGUGAUGUCAGUAGAUAUGGCGCCCACAGGGUCAGCAGGAGCGUCACCUCUCCGCUCCAAGGGCCAGUGCUCUUCCGUGCGCACAGUCAGCUUCAGACCAGUAGUUCCGGGCGAGGCCCGCGGUCCUGGCGGCACCAUGGGCAGUGCUGUCGCUGUCCUCCGGGACCCCGCUGCUCCGGGCGCCAGUGGUGUGGCUCUGCCGCCGCUGGUGCCCAGCGCCGCCGCCGCGCGACCUCGCAGCGCGGCGCUCCCCACAGCAGCAGCCAGCAGCCCGUCGCCGGAGUGGGCGUGGGACAGCAACGACGUGGCGGACGGCGUCGCCGCGUCAUCGCCGCGCGCCGGCGGCGCAACGCGCGGCGGCAACGUUACCGGUAGCGGGGUCGACAGCAGUGAUGAUGACAGCGAUGGCGACGCCUCUGACGCUGCUUCACGCCAUCAGCAGCACAUGGCCCAGACUGGCGGCAGCAGCAAGCAGCUUGAGCAGCAGCAGGAGGGGCCGCUGGACUGGGGGCUUGAGGAUGGCGGGCCCGCCGCAGCUGCCGCGAAGGAAGACGACGUGCCGACGGCGGCGCAAUGGCGGCGGCUCAUGGUUAGCGCCAAUGGCGACAGCUUCGCCACCAAGGCCGGCGGGUCGGAUCGCGAAAGCGACGGUGCAUACAACGUCAGUAUGAGUGCGCUACGCCAGGCGGCGGCGGCGGCGGCGGCAGCGGCGGCAGCCGCCGCCGGGCUGGGUUCUGUCGGGGCGGGUGGUGAAGAGGGCGCGUCGGGGAUGCUGCUGGUGAAUGACGACCUGGCGGACCCUGUGCUUGACGGCAUCGACCCAAGCCGCAUGGAGAUGCGCCGACACAUGCAGCGCAUCCGCAUGAGCCUGAACGGCGCCAGCGGCACCGGGCCGCGCGCUGCUUCCGGGCCGUCGCGGCGACGAAUGCUGCUGAGCAUGAGUGGCGCUGUGGACAUGUCCGCCGCCGCCCCUGCCGGCCUCACAGCAGCACCCUCCAAUAGCACGCCCGGAGCCGCCGCCGUCGCCGCCACUGCUGCCGCCGCCGGCGCCCAGGGCCCAAGCGCUGUCAAGAGCGGGGGCGAGAGCGGCGCACCCGCCAGCCCGCCUCGAUCGGCGCUCGCGACUCUGGUGGACCAGGCUUUGAAGCUGCCGUGUGUGGGGCUGGAGCGGCUGCAGGACCCGGACAAGCGGCUCAAGCUGGUGCAGAAGCUGGAGGCAGCUGCGGCAGAGGGGCCGGCGAGCAUUGCUAAGGUGCUGUCAAGCACGCGCCCAGGCGGCGGCAGGUGGUGCCGCUGAACGCCAUCUCUGCGGACCGGCCGCAGAAGACGAUGGGUAUCGCUGGACAGAGGUGCUGCCGGUGCCUUUGACGAUUUAGGUGGCGUGCUCUGGCAGUCUCCUCAGUAGCCUUGGCGCUGGCGGCAGCGGCGAAGCGGCGGAAACGGCGGAAGCAGUCCAGCCCGGAGAUGCGGGACAAGCACUGGAAGGUGAAAUGACAAACAGGACUCUGGCGCAGGUGGAUCAGGCAACCACGUUUGCGCUCCAGUCGAGCACCUAAACUUUCGAAGGACAUUGUUCGUUCCCAUACGUUUUUUAUUCGCACAUCGGGCACGUGCGUGGCGCCUGGAACUUCCUGGAGCCAUCCUUGGUCGUUUGUGUGGAUCCCGAUAGCAGUGAAUCAGUGUUGUAGUCCGCGCGAUUGCUGGGCUGCUGUAAUACGCACCCCUGGCCCUCAAGCUGGACACGGUCGUGUGCUCUGGCGUGCGCAGGGUUUGUGGAUGCUGCCACGAGUUGGGGUGGAAGCAACCUGGAAAUUCGUCUAGUGUGUGGGCGCUUGAAGGUGCUGGAAAGCAUUGUGAGCGGGCCUACACCCAGCACACAUCCUCAACUUCCUUCAUGUUGCUGUUCGGCUCUGGGGUAGGAUGGGGAUGGGGGAGAGUUGCUCUUCUAUAUGGCGCAUGCAUUCGUGUUCAAAUGGGACUCUGUCCAGGGUAGCGGAACAUUGAUUAUACGGUAGUGUCUGUGUUCUGGGAGUUGCAAACGCUGCAGUCUGACAGGAUCAAUCCUGGUGUAGGAGGCGGUAGUGUGGCCACUGUUUUAGAAGUAGUAUGGCGGCGCUCAACGGCCAGGCACGGCCAGACACGUGGUGUGUAUCACUGCCCGUGCGGGGCGAUGUCUUCGUGUGGUAAUUCUCUGCAUAGCAGGGGUGCUGCAUAGGCGUGGCGGCCUGUCCUGGUGUCCUUUGGUGUGACUGCACAGGAAUGGAAAGCUUCACGGUGACGGGGGCGAGUAGGGCACGGAACAUCUCGGUGGCAGCGCGUGCACCAUUCUCGCCCAAGGGUGUCCCGCCUCGCUCGAGUUGCGAUGAGGCGGGCGAGCACGGUCCUGUGAGAUUAUCCGUUUCUUCGUGCUAGCUAUAUUCACAGGACUAUACUCUACCUAUUAGAAUAUUCACACGGCUUCCAGACACCAAUGUGUGUUACUUUAAGCUCUGCGAAUUCGCCUGAGGGCCUCCGCUCGGGCACUGCCCUCAUCCCUUGAUUAAUGAGCUUCAUUCGCGCCUGUACAUCUGCCUGGCUGCUGGGGAACUGAAAUAACCCAGGUAAAUUUAAGUCAU
Messenger RNA from Chlamydomonas reinhardtii, 4210 nucleotides. RefSeq lists its product as uncharacterized. Bases 409 to 2892 code for a protein of 827 amino acids. The transcript is spliced from 5 exons. NCBI's taxonomy places the organism in Eukaryota, Viridiplantae, Chlorophyta, Chlorophyceae, Chlamydomonadales, Chlamydomonadaceae. The record is from RefSeq and is a predicted model, not a curated record.